UUUGUCCUGAUUUAGUAGUAAUUGCAAAAAAAUAUAUUGAUGAGACAAAGUUCAAAUAAACGGAGGAUUUAUAAGCAUCUCGUAAAGUAUCAUACGAGAUUCAGUGCAAAUUCAAAAAUGCAGCCUCUAAGCAAAUUACCAUUUGAUGAAAUAACUGAAGAUGCCGUGAAAUUGGUUUAUAAAGAACUCGGAAUUGAAGUUGAGAAGUUAGAGAAUUGCUUAAAACUUGUUAAAGAAUGGUUAAACUGUGAAACACAUCUUCCAAAGGAUGUUGAUGAAGUUUUGAUGAAAAAUUUUAUAUUGGGAUCAAAAGGUAACGUUGAACGAACGAAAGAAAAAUUAGAAAAAUAUAUAAUCGCCAAAACGAGAAUGACCAACAUUUAUUCCGAUAGAGUACCAAAAGAUGAAGAAUUUUCUUUGUAUCCCUUACAAAAAGUAGUGUUCAUUUCUCCAAAGCAUACACCAGAUGGAAAUAGAAUUCUUUUGUGCAGAUUACCCGAUAAGGAUCCAACCCAUUUCAAUCACUUGAACCUUGCAAGAUAUUUUUGUCUAACUCUUGAUCUCUUGUUAUUUCACGAUACUUCCGUUGGCUACAACUUUAUUUAUGAUGCAGCGGGGUUUUCACCGAAUAUAUUACCAAAAUUUAAUCUUAGAUUAUUAAAAGAAGUUUCUGAAUUAAUCUACAAAACAUCUCCAAUGCGAAUCAAAUCUAUUCAAUUAGUGAAUGACACGGCCACUAUGAGCACUAUUAUGAACAUUGGGAAAGCGUUUAUGUCGCAAAAAUUAAAGGAUCGUAUUUCGUGUGUUAAAAUGGAAGAGUUAUCAAAAAUGUAUCCAAAGGAUUGUUUACCGAUUGAGUACGGAGGAACGGCAGGAAAAAUUGAUGAUGGAAAUAAUAAUUUGUUGGAGAUUUUAAAAGAAAAUAAAGAUUGGUGCUUGAAAAGUGAAGAACCGAAAUUAAUCGGUCUCAUUCCUGAUGAUAAAAAGAAUUUGUACUCUUUUGAUGAUUUAAGUAUGAAUGGGAGUUUUAGAAGGCUCAAUGUCGAUUAAAACUUGCAACCUUU
This is a messenger RNA of Onthophagus taurus, 1064 nucleotides long. Its product is annotated as alpha-tocopherol transfer protein-like. NCBI's taxonomy places the organism in Eukaryota, Metazoa, Arthropoda, Insecta, Coleoptera, Scarabaeidae. The record is from RefSeq and is a predicted model, not a curated record. Gene Ontology annotation, molecular function: phosphatidylinositol bisphosphate binding. Gene Ontology annotation, cellular component: membrane.